AUGGAUGUGAAUAAUACAACAAACAAUUCUCUAACCGACGAUAAUACAAACGCAGGAUUACCUAUAAUUGUACAAUGCAUUUUCCUACUCCUAUUUGCUGUCGUUGUAAUUUUGGCUGUUACCGGAAAUAGUAUUGUAAUAUGGAUUGUACUUGCACAUCGUCGUAUGAGAACUCCGACGAAUUAUUUUCUUAUUAAUUUGGCUUAUGCGGAUAUACUCAAUGCUAUAUUUAAUAUCCCUUUUAAUGGGUAUUAUAUGGUAGUGCAAGUACCGUGGCCAUUCGGAAGUUUUAUGUGUUUUUGGGUACAAGCUGUUUCUCAUAUAUCAAUUGCUGCCAAUGUUCUUACAUAUGUAGCAAUUAGUUUAGACAGAUACUUUGCAAUUAUACAUCCCUUACGAACCAAAUUAACUCAUAAACAAACGAUUAUGAUUAUAUGUAGCAUUUGGAUACUUUCGUUUCUUGUAUCAUCGCCCGCAAUUCUCUCAUAUAGUCACGCUACAAGCGAUUGUAAGCUUGCCAAAGACGAUAGCCUUGAUAGAUUUGAAUGGAUAUUUUUCUCGGUGACAUAUGUGUGUCCUAUUAUUAUAUUAACAAUAACGUACACAAGAAUAGCUGUUGAGCUCUGGGGACAAACUGCUAUCGGAGAAGUGACAAAACGACAACGCGAUACGGUUCAAUCAAAACGAAAAGUUGUUAAAAUGCUUAUAGCUGUUGUAUUAAUCUUUGGCAUUUGUUGGUUUCCUCAGCAACUUUAUUUCAUUCUCCUUUCUCUAUUUCCAUCGAUACCUACAUUGUCAGGUACACCUUAUGCCUAUCUUAUAUCGUAUUUUUUUGCUAUGACAAAUUCAAUGUACAAUCCAUUUCUUUAUUGUUGUAUGAAUAACAGAUUCAGGAAUGGCUUCCGCAGUGUAUUUCGUUACUGUCCUUGUGUUGAAUGGUCGCCGGAAUAUUCUUGCGAAGGUUAUGUUUCAUGCCGUAGCCUAUCUGAACCAACGGCGCUUAGUGUUGUCUAUUCUUCUCAACGUCGAAGUCGAGCAACAAUUGGCCUUGCUAGUUCGUCUCAACAAUCGUCAGCAAAAAAAAAUGAAUUUUCUUUUAAUUAUAAUCGACAACACCGACAAAAUUAA
Rotaria socialis is the source of this 1128-nucleotide messenger RNA. Lineage: Eukaryota; Metazoa; Rotifera; Eurotatoria; Philodinida; Philodinidae. The record is from the annotation of a GenBank genome assembly.